AUGGUAGUAUAUACAUGUAAUAGAUGUGGAAAAAAUUUUCCUAAAUUAGCAAAACUUCCUUCAACACCAUUACUACAAAAUCCUACUACAAAUCAAAUUCCAACUCAAACCUAUGUUCCAGUAGGUGAUUUAAUUCAAUUGGAUGGCACACCUUCUUCACCUAUUCAAAAUAUAUUUUCAGACAAUUUUAAUAAUAUAGAAGAUAGAUAUAAUGCAAGCACUGAUAAAAAAUGGCCCGAAUUAGCUGGAACCUUGCUCUAUGACUAUCCAAAAAGAAAUAUCAUAAUGGUAGAAGGCAAUUUUGGUGGUAAACCAGUAAGAAAAAAUUAUAGAUUAACAAACAAAGAGUUAAUAUUUGAAGAAUGCGAAUCUAAUUUAGAUCCUUUAAGACUUCAUCAGAAUUUAACAGCAAUGAGUUUAUGGCAAGCAGUUAUUCCAUCUUCUAAAAACAUAAAAUAUAGAUUCAAUUAUUAUGUUGAAGACCAUAAUAAAUAUUUAGAAGCACCCUAUAUGCCUCAACUUAUAGCAAAUGCAAGAGAACAAAUUACAAAAGUCCUUAAAGCCGAAUUGUGUAAAAAAGAUCAAAUAAAAACUGCAUUAAUUGCUCAAUGUAUAUAUUCUGGGCAUGUUAGCAAAGGGAAAGACAAACUUAAAAGUCUAUUAACUAUAAUUGCUUAUCACAGAAGCCUUAUGUGUAUUAUUCUUACAAAAGAAGAUAUCAAUGAACAUAUAAAUUUAUCUAUAUCAGAAAUAGAUAAUGCUAUAGACUCAUUUAUGCAAGAAGGAUCAGGAAUGAAUUUGGUAAGGAUUGAAAUGUUAACUAUUGAAGCUUAUACUUUUCAAAGAACAACUGGUGGGUCAUAUAUCUCCACUUCAAAGAAGCUUGCUAAUACCAAAUGCACAAUAAAUUCAGAUAAUUCUGAUAUUAUAAAUCUAGCAACAGGUAAGUCCACAGAUAAUUGUCUUAAAGGUGCAUUAGGUUGUUACUUUGCAGAUAAAGCAGGCAUAACAGAUCAUCUAGAAAGACGAAUAUAUAGAGCCAAAAGUUUACAACUAUAUCUGAAUAUAGUCAAGCUAGAUGGAAUCCCAAUGCCUACACCAAUUUGCUCACGUAUAUUUAAUAAGAUAGAAGAGAUAAAUUCAGAUAUUUCUAUUAAUGUUUGGGAAUUGAAAGAAGAAACAGCUACUCCCAAAGCAGUAAUAGCUAGCAAAAACUAUAAAAGACAACAUAUUAUUGACCUCAUAGCUCUUACAGAUAUUACGAAAUCUAAAGACAAGUAUGGGCAAAAAAACCACUUUCUUUGGAUAAACAAUUUAGAUGAGCUAGUUUAUAGGGAUACCACUCAUCAUGGUAAAAGAUAUCUUUGUAGAAAAUGUACUAUAAGCUGGCCAUCAGAAAAAGCUUUUGCGAAUUAUUUUGAACAUUGUCUUUGUUUGGAAGAAGCAACUCAAGAAGUCAAAUUACCUAUCAAGGAUAUCAAUGACUUUGAGAAGUUUAAGAAUUAUGGACGAAUGAUCAAUGCUUCAUAUGUUAUUAUAGCUGACUUUGAGGCUGAUAAUAAGAAAUGCAAUAAGAAAUAUGGAGGGCAAAUGCAAAAGCUUGCUGAACAAAAGGCCAAUAGCUUUUGCUACUUGGAGUUUGUCAAAAGAAUUAAUAAAGAGUUGGUUGAAAUUAAUAGAGUUUUAGCUAUAAAACAUGAUCGAAUUGAGACUGACAAAGACAAAAAGAAAUUCAAUGAAGCAGAUAGUUGUUGGAUAUGCAAAGAAAAAUUCAUUAUAGAUAAAGAUAAAGUCAAAUGCUUAGAAAAUAAGGCAUUAUGGCUUAAUAAUAAGCUAAAAAAUACCUCAAUAAAUUCAGAAGAUUAUAAAACCUUAACAAAACAAAUUGAUAAGAUAACUAAAGAUAUUAAUCAAAAAAAGUCUAUGGAUAUAAAGGUUUGGGAUCACUGUCAUAUUACAGGAGUUUAUCCUUAUGAUUAUAUAGAUUCACAGAAUAGGUUUUUAGAGACUGAGCUUCUACCAAUUCAUGAAUUUAGUACAUAUCUUCAUGAUAAAAUUAGCCAAAAAGAUUAUGAGCAUGCCCAAAAAGUAUGGAAGGAAUUUAACUGCAAGACUUUAGAUGAAUACCAUGAUAUAUAUCUUAAAACUGAUGUGCUUAGUCUUGCUGAUGUCUGGACACAGUUGCAAAAAAUGUCUAUGGAAUAUGAUGGACUCGAUCCUAGCCAUUAUGUUUCACUUUCAGCAUAUUCUUGGGAUGCUAUGCUUAAGAUGACAGAAGUUAAAAUCGAGCUCUUUACAGAUAUGGCUAUGCAUGAUUUUAUAGAAAAGGCUAAGCGUGGAGGUAUAGCUAUGGCAUAUGCAACAAAUCUUUAUGGCUGGGCUAUGAAUCAGUAUUUGCCUAUUGGAAAUUAUAAAUGGAAGGUAAGUCAUAAAUAUCUUGAGAAUAAUCCAAAUGAGCAAAAAAAAUAUCUUGAAAAAAUUCUUAAUACUAAAGCAGAUGCAAAAAGAGGAUAUUUUCUAAAUAUUAAAGCAUACUUUUCUCUAAAAACUCAUGACUAUUUGAGUGAUUUACCUCCAGCUGUAGAAAACAUGGUUGUAAGUAAAAAUAUGUUGUGCUCCCAUACUACAGAGCUUGUAGAUAACUUAGAUAGUAGACAUUUCUCAGCUACAGAAAAAUUAGUACCCUAUCUUGGUUCACAAGAAGAUUAUAUUAUUCACUACCAAGAGCUUCAAUACUAUGUAAAAUUAGAUAUGAUAGUAGAUGAAGUUACAGAGAUCUUAUCAUUCGAUCAGAAUAAUUGGCUUACUCCCUAUAUAGUUUUUAAUACAGAAAAAUGUAAUGAGGCCAAAAAAGCUAGAAAUAUAUUUCUAAGUGACUUUUUCAAACUCAAAAAUAAUGCUGUAUAUGGUAAAACUAUGGAGAAUAUUUGUAAACCCUCAUUUAAGUAUGCUAGACAACUUGGUCCUUUACUUAUAAGAGCACAUAUAGGAAAAGCUAGUAUAACUCUUAAUAAACCUAUUAUUGUUGGAGCAUCAGUCUUGAGUCUUAGCAAACUUCACAUGUAUCACUUUUGGUAUGGAUAUAUAAAAGAAAGAUAUAGUGAUAAUGCUCAGCUUGGAUAUAAGGAUACAGACUUAUAUUUAUUUCAAGUUGAGACUGAGGAUAUCUAUAAAGAUAUGAAAGAGCGACCUGAUCUCUUUAACCUUAAUGGUGAUACAACUAUUGGCAAAUAUAAGGAUGAAACUCCAGAUAGCAAAGCUUAUCACUAUGUUUUGGCAAAUAAGUCUACAACAUCUAAACAUAAAGAAGUUAGCAAAAAGGACUGUCUUUUUGGUAAUGAAGUAUUCCAUGCUAAGAAUAUAGGUAUCCGAUCAAAAGACCAUAUAUUAUCUUUGGUCGAAUCAGAAAAGAAGGCUCUUUGCCCUAUAGAUACUAAGCAUUGGAUAUUAUCUGAUAAAAUAACUAGUUUGCCAUAUGGUCAUUGGUGUAUACAAGCAUAUAAAAAUUUUGUAUCAAAUGGAAUAUCUUCAGAGUUGGCUGAACAAAAAGCUUUAAGUGUUAAGCUCUCAAAGAGGUAUCAAAAUGAAUAUGUAUCCCAUAUAUCUAUGACUCUUUGA
Cetraspora pellucida is the source of this 3618-nucleotide messenger RNA. The record is from the annotation of a GenBank genome assembly. NCBI's taxonomy places the organism in Eukaryota, Fungi, Glomeromycota, Glomeromycetes, Diversisporales, Gigasporaceae.